Molecule: messenger RNA, 1058 nt
Organism: Stegostoma tigrinum
Lineage: Eukaryota; Metazoa; Chordata; Chondrichthyes; Orectolobiformes; Stegostomatidae
Product: immunoglobulin superfamily member 6
Exons: 6
Coding region: 54-794 (246 amino acids)
Source: RefSeq, a predicted model, not a curated record
CUCAACUUGGAACAGGCACACACAGUUCUGCUUCAGCUGAAAGUGUUUGAGCAAUGGAACUUAUGAGGAGACUUACAGAGGUUUUCUUCCUCUACCUUCAAGCUUCCAACUGGUACACAGGAGGCUUUGCUUCAAAAGACUGUACUGUUACUGUCAAUCAAGAACCUUUCAUUGAAGGUCACUUGACCAAAAAUGUGACCAUCAACUGCACUUUCACUCAUGCCUAUUGCCACAGCACACCUAAAGUGCUGUGGUUCAAGAUCAACACCAACCAAACGACAAAUCUGUGCUCGGGAGCCUGUUCAAGUAAGUCGUCUAAUGGGAGGUUUACUCUGUCCGACACAAGUUCUGGUGACAAUGCUGCCUUGAGAAUUCAGCAACUGACCCAAGCAGACAACGGCAUGUAUUACUGUGGUGUAGCCUUCCAGAAAUCCCCUUCCAUCAAGUCCAAACAAAUGGGAAAUGGUACAAUGCUGGUGCUCAAAGGACCUACUGACAUAGGAUCAGAUCUAUUGCUCCAAUCAACAUUGAUAAUGAUUCUCACCCUAUACACCAUCUGCAUCACCAUUCUCCUUGUCCAAACCAUCAGAUUGAUGCGGCAGGCUAAUUCCAAUCAUAACCACAGCAGAAAUGAUCCAAAUGAAGAACAGAAGAGCCGAGCUUUCAAGGACCUUGCACUGGAAUUCAACAAAAAGUAUAGAAAUAAAAAGCAUGCGACAGAAGUAAAUGAAGAAAAGCAAGAGACACAACUUCAAGGUGCUCAGCACGAUGACAGUAUCUAUCAAAAUGCCUGAGGGUGCCAUCACCAACCAACUAAAAUGAAUGGAAUUCCCAAGACAGUGUUAAUAGACUUGCACGUGGACAAGAUAAAGGAGACUCUCAGUUAACAAGCUUAACCAGUGGGCAGCAAUGCAAGAGGGACCUGUGAUUUAAGAUUUCAAUCUGUGUUUAGUCCACAUUUUUCAUUCUUUGGAGCUGAUCGUGUCAUAUCCAGACAGCAUUGCUUCCCUUCAUUUCAAUCUUCUCUUUAAACUAAUUAAAUUCGACCUGUUCCUGAA